GACAUAAGAAAGUUUUCGAUCUUCAAUUCAUAUCCGAUUCGAUAUCCUCGCGUUUUGUUUCCUUUAUUUUUGUUCGAUUCGGCUCGGAUUUAGGGAGUUCGUGUUCGUGCCGCGGAAGGAUACGCGUGUUCCGUCUCUGAUUUGUUUUUAUUUAUUUAUUUAUUUAUUUAUACCUCGUGUCCAGCAAGAAGGUUAGUAGUUUCCUAUAUCCGAGGAAGCAAUUUGGUCGCGCUAUAUAUCUUCUCUGGUGUUUCGGCGCGUAGGUUUGAGCCCUAGAGAGUUGUUCGCUCGCGUUCUCCAAUUGAUUCCUUUGUCCUCGACGAGUCGACGAGCAAGCAAUCGAUUCCUCCGGUGGAGCUAUCCGGGUUAACUACAAUGCAUCAGGCUCGUCCUUCAAUGGAAAGGGAUCCAUGCCCAGAUCGCAUCCUUGAUGAUAUUGGUGCGUCUUUUGGCAUGGGUGCAGUGGGAGGUUCUUUCUUCCACUUCGUCAAGGGUCUCCGCAACUCGCCCAGUGGUGCACGGUUUGCUGGCGGCAUGGAGGGUGUGCGGAUGAAUGCGCCACGUGUUGCCGGUGGCUUUGCUGUUUGGUGUGGCCUCUUCUCAGCUUGUGAUUGUGCCCUAGUUUCUGUGCGUCAAAAGGAGGACCCCUAUAAUUCCAUCAUUGCUGGUGCGGCCACCGGCGGCAUUCUUGCUGCUCGUCAGGGCUUACGUGCGGUUGCUCGUGCAUCCCUGCAAGGCGCGGUUCUCUUAGCCCUUGUUAGUAGUUUUGGGAUCAUGAUGAAUAGAUUACCUGAUGCUGGAUCAAUGCCAGUCAACAAGACUGAGACUUGUAAGGAGCCACAAAUGCCAGAGACUUUUGAUGUGCCUAGCACACCACCACCAUCGUUUGAGUACAAGUAGAAUCCUGUAAGGGGAUCUCUCAGCUGAUGGGCUUUAUUUUACUACUGUUGAUGCUCCUCUGUUCAGGCAUAUCUCUUUUUUAAGUGCCUUUCGGGUGGUUGUUGCCCAAUCUUGAAAAUAAGGACACAGUAAGGUAGAUGCAAAACAUAUUUUCUAUGUGGAAUUGUGCUAUACGUUUGUUUGUGAUGUACACAAGAACUAUAAGAGUCCAUCUUUCACCUUUUCUUGUUUGUCCUUAGUUGGAUGUACUGUUUAAUGAUGCAUUCGCUGUGA
This is a messenger RNA of Oryza sativa Japonica Group (Japanese rice), 1173 nucleotides long. RefSeq names its product mitochondrial import inner membrane translocase subunit TIM17-2. The record is from RefSeq and is a predicted model, not a curated record. Gene Ontology annotation, molecular function: transmembrane protein transporter activity. Gene Ontology annotation, cellular component: mitochondrial inner membrane; TIM23 mitochondrial import inner membrane translocase complex. Gene Ontology annotation, biological process: protein import into mitochondrial matrix. NCBI's taxonomy places the organism in Eukaryota, Viridiplantae, Streptophyta, Magnoliopsida, Poales, Poaceae.